Messenger RNA from Prorocentrum cordatum, 490 nucleotides. The record is from the annotation of a GenBank genome assembly. Lineage: Eukaryota; Dinophyceae; Prorocentrales; Prorocentraceae.
GAUGCGGCCUCCGACGGCCAGAUGCGCCAGCAGCUCAAGUCGCUCGAUCACCAGAUCCAGACGGCUACGAAUGAGCUCACGCGCUGUGGCGAGUUGGCCGUGUGGUCCACGCUGCUGGACCAGCUGCGGGCUGAGCGCUCCUCCGUCCAGGCCAAGCUGCUCGCCGCCACGCCCCACGGUGUGCGCAUGCAAGUGCGCACGGCCAAGGUUCAGCGCCAGGAGGCCGACAUUGCAAAGCAGGAGGCCGCGCUGCGGGUCCAGGCUGAGCAGAUCGAGAAGCUCGUGGCGGCCAAGCGUGACGCCGAACAGGGCCUGGAGCAGCAGCGCCUGGAGCUCGUCCGGUUCGACGCGGAGCUUCACCAGCUGUGCGCUGCCCAGGGCCUCGGGCUCCAGCUGGACAAGGCCACGCAGGUCGCUCCGCAGCUGGCUGCACAGCUCGGCCACUGCACGAUGCAGCACAUGGCCCAGGCGGUGCCAGCGCCCAUGGGCG